Messenger RNA from Camelina sativa (false flax), 1092 nucleotides. RefSeq lists its product as uncharacterized. The record is from RefSeq and is a predicted model, not a curated record. NCBI's taxonomy places the organism in Eukaryota, Viridiplantae, Streptophyta, Magnoliopsida, Brassicales, Brassicaceae.
AACUUAAAACAAAACAAAAAAAAUCAAACCGACAAUUAAACCAGUACGAUGCGGUUUACUUACUAGAUCACUCGGUUAGGGUUUCGAAGUUUCAGUGUCUCUCACUUCCUGCUACUUUCCCCAUUCACAAAAUCGUGAAAGCAAAAAGAAAAAAUCUUCGCCUACUCGCCGGAACCAACUUACUUUUGCUCACCGUCUCGCCGGAGUUUCGACAAUCUCAGAGAGAAGAAGAAGAAGAAGAAGAAGAAGAAGAAGAAGAAGAAGGAAAGAGAAUGAAUCAGAACGUUAAUGUACCGGUAGAAGUGAUUGGUGAUGAGGAGGUUGCCAUGCUGCACGAAGGAAUCGGUUUGAUACUUUCGCGGUGGACUGCUAUGAGAGCCGCCGUCGAAAACGGUUGGGGCGGCAAAAAUUCUCAAGCGAAAGCUGAGAACACCAUCUCCCAAAUUUUCGAUCAUUUCACCCUAUCAAAAGAUCCAAUGGACUAUGAUCGGUUAGUUGAUAUUCUAGAGAAUGGUCUUAAUGAGCUUAAUACUGAGGCUGAUGAUGGAAGCCCCGAAGAGGUGACAGAGUCACUACUGGAUUUGUACCAAGAAUGCUGUGUCGGUAACUUCCAAAUGGUUGAGAAGCUAAGGGCUACUAAAUUUAAGGCGAAAGCAAGUGUCGUCAAGGUUGCAAAUGGUGAUGAUGAGGAAAGCGACGAGGACGGUGAUGAUGAGGAUACAAGCAUGAAUGAUGAUCAAACCACAGACAUGAUGGUGGAUGCAUCUGAGAAUAGCUCAAACCGUAAACCAGAAGCCAUGCCGGUUGAUGAACCAGUAGCCGAUGAUGGCUGGACGGUAGUUCCAUCUAGAAAAAACAAGGGAAAGAAGAAUUAACCGGUCUAGGUUCCCAAGGUGUUAUGUAAUUUUAACAACAGUUUUGGUUGCUUAUUAUUUAUAUAAUAUAUAGAUAGCAGUCUAUAGAUUGUCACUCUCUAAACAAAAUCAGAAGGUUAUGUAAUGGUUUUGUGCACUCAAAAUCUGCUUUGCAUUCUCUCACUCACUUGGAAAUUCUAUAGUCUUAAGCAAUGCAUUAUCAGAUUUCUCUCUGUUU